UGGGAUGUGGUGGGAGGAGGUCGGGCCAGCGUGAGGAGAAAGUCUGAGAGGCUAGCCGGCAUGGGACGGAGCUGUUCUUGCAGAUGGGUGGGAUACGCCCCCAACUCGGGCCGAGGUCCCGCGUGUCGUCAGAGCAAAAAUGGAGGCGCGGCCGGGAACCGGCGUUAGGGUCGGACGGCUAGCAUUGUGGUAUCAGAAAGGAAAAAAGUUAACACCGCCGGGUGGAGGUUGUUUCCGUUCGGGGAAGCCUUUUCGUUGCAAGCUUUUUCGUAUGCAUAAAUAGUUUCGAGUAUAAGGCAGAAGUAUCUAAAAUAGAAGCGUCGUAAUGUAUGGGAAACUAAUAACAAUAGAGAAAAUGCCGAAGGAGUUGGAAUCCACUCCCUCCCCACUGGAGAGGCGGAGUUCGCACUGAUUUCUCUCACCCGUGAAGGGAACGCAUCCGAUCCCAGAAAUGCAGUUCUCUUCAGUUUCUGCAAACAUCUGCAAGUAGCUCCCUGAUGCGUCGUUGUGCUUGGGGACUUCUCUCAGACUUUCAGGUCUUAAGCUGUUUGGUGUUGGUGUCACUUAGAUGGAGAGGGGAGUGCAGGCUGUUGGAGUAACAGGUAGCCGAGAGGGCUGCGAUUCUGCAUGGUGAGUGCCAUGUCUCUUUAGUUUUCUGUUCCAUGCAGAGGGCCGAAGCAUGUCGUCCCUCCCUGGCUGUGUGGGUUUGGGUGCCGCCGCGGCUGCCGUGGAGUCUGAGGAGAUCGCCGAGCUGCAGCAGGCGGUGGUGGAGGAGCUGGGCAUCUCCAUGGAGGAGCUGCGGCAGUUCAUCGAUGAGGAGCUGGAGAAGAUGGACUGCGUGCAGCAGCGCAAGAAGCAGCUAGCCGAGCUGGAGACGUGGGUGUUACAGAAAGAGAGCGAGGUGGCUCUAGUCGACCAGCUCUUUGAUGACGCCUCCAGGGCAGUGACUAAUUGUGAGUCUUUGGUGAAGGACUUCUACUCCAAGCUGGGCCUGCAGUACCGAGAGAGUAGCUCUGAAGAUGAGGCUUCUGGGCCUACAGAAAUAAUUGAGAUUCCUGAUGAAGAUGAUGAAGUCCUCAGCAUCGAUUCAGGUGAUGCUGGGAGCAGAACUCCAAAAGAUCAGAAGCUCCGUGAGGCCAUGGCUGCCUUAAGAAAAUCAGCUCAGGAUGUCCAGAAGUUCAUGGACGCUGUCAACAAAAAGAGCAGCUCCCAGGAUCUGCAUAAAGAAUCCUUUGUUACCUCUGUUAAUAGAAGCUGGCUGUAUGUCCAUGGAACCUUGAGUCAGAUGUCGAGUGAGCUGAGCAGAGAUGGUGACCUGGUAGUCAGCAUGCGGAUUCUGGGCAAGAAGAGAACCAAGACGUGGCACAAAGGCACCCUGAUUGCCAUCCAGACAGUUGGGCCAGGGAAGAAGUACAAGGUGAAAUUUGACAACAAAGGAAAAAGUCUACUGUCAGGGAACCACAUCGCCUAUGACUACCACCCUCCUGCUGAGCAGCUGUUUGUGGGCAGCCGAGUGGUGGCCAAAUACAAAGAUGGGAACCAGGUCUGGCUCUAUGCUGGCAUUGUAGCCGAAACACCAAACGUCAAAAACAAGCUCAGGUUCCUCAUUUUCUUUGAUGAUGGCUACGCGUCUUACGUCACACAGUCUGAACUAUAUCCCAUUUGCCGGCCACUGAAAAAGACUUGGGAAGAUAUAGAAGACAUCUCCUGCCGAGACUUCAUAGAGGAGUAUAUCACUGCUUACCCUAACCGCCCCAUGGUGCUGCUCAAGAGUGGACAGCUUAUCAAGACUGAGUGGGAGGGCACCUGGUGGAAGUCACGUGUUGAGGAGGUGGAUGGGAGCCUCGUCAGGAUCCUCUUCUUGGAUGACAAAAGAUGUGAGUGGAUCUAUCGAGGCUCCACACGACUGGAGCCCAUGUUCAGCAUGAAGACCUCUUCGGCCUCUACGCUGGAGAAGAAACAAGGGGGACAGCUCCGGACACGUCCAAAUAUGGGUGCUGUGAGGAGCAAAGGCCCUGUAGUCCAGUAUACACAGGAUCUGACCAGUACUGGAACCCAGUUCAAGCCAAUGGAGCCCCCGCAGCCUCCUCCAGCUCCACCUGCUCCAGCUCUGUCCCCUCAAAUAGGUGACCCUGACAUGGAAAGCCAGCUUGCUCAAUCACGGAAGCAGGUAGCCAAAAAGAGCACAUCCUUUCGACCAGGAUCUGUGGGCUCUGGUCACUCCUCCCCUCCGUCCCCUGCACUCAGUGAGAGUGCUGCUGGUGGGAAGCCUGCAGCGAACCAGGCAUAUAGAUCACCUUUAAGUUCAACAACUUCUGCCCCAGCACCUCCAGUCCCCCCGGCUCCUCCCGCACCCCCAGCUUUCCAUGGCAUGCUGGAGCGGGCCCCAGCGGAGCCCUCCUACCGUGCCCCCAUGGAGAAACUUUUCUACUUACCUCAUGUCUGCAGCUAUACGUGUUUGUCUCGGAUCAGACCCAUGAGGAAUGAGCAGUACCGGGGCAAGAACCCGUUGCUCGUCCCGCUGCUAUAUGACUUCCGACGAAUGACAGCCCGGCGCCGGGUUAACCGCAAAAUGGGCUUCCAUGUCAUCUAUAAGACCCCCUGUGGCCUCUGCCUCCGGACAAUGCAGGAGAUUGAACGCUACCUGUUUGAAACUGGCUGUGACUUCCUCUUCCUGGAGAUGUUCUGUUUGGAUCCCUAUGUUCUUGUGGACCGCAAGUUUCAGCCCUAUAAGCCUUUUUACUAUAUUUUGGACAUCACCUAUGGAAAGGAGGAUGUUCCCCUAUCCUGUGUCAAUGAAAUUGACACAACUCCCCCACCACAGGUGGCUUACAGCAAGGAACGGAUCCCGGGCAAGGGUGUUUUCAUUAACACAGGCCCUGAAUUUCUGGUUGGCUGCGACUGCAAGGAUGGGUGUCGGGACAAAUCUAAGUGUGUCUGCCAUCAGCUAACUAUCCAGGCUACUGCUUGUACCCCAGGAGGCCAAAUCAACCCUAACUCUGGCUACCAGUACAAAAGACUGGAAGAGUGUCUGCCCACAGGGGUGUAUGAGUGUAACAAACGCUGCAAAUGUGACCCAAACAUGUGCACAAAUCGGUUGGUGCAGCACGGACUACAGGUUCGCCUGCAGCUGUUCAAGACACAGAACAAGGGCUGGGGUAUUCGCUGCUUGGAUGACAUUGCCAAAGGCUCUUUUGUCUGUAUUUAUGCAGGCAAAAUCCUGACUGAUGACUUUGCAGACAAGGAGGGCCUGGAAAUGGGUGAUGAGUAUUUUGCCAAUCUGGACCAUAUCGAGAGCGUGGAGAACUUCAAGGAAGGCUAUGAGAGUGAUGCCCCCUGUUCCUCUGACAGCAGUGGUGUAGACUUAAAGGACCAGGAGGAUGGCAACAGCGGUACAGAGGACCCUGAGGAGUCCAAUGACGAUAGCUCAGAUGAUAACUUCUGUAAGGAUGAGGACUUCAGCACCGGCUCAGUGUGGCGCAGCUAUGCCACCCGGAGGCAGACCCGAGGCCAGAAGGAAAACGGACUCUCUGAGAUGCCUGCCAAGGACUCCCGUCCCCCAGACCUUGGGCCACCACAUGUCCCUGUCCCUCCUCCCUUAGUCCCUGCAGGUGUCUGCAAUCCACCUUCCUCCGAGGAGACACCCAAGAAUAAGGUGGCCUCCUGGCUGAGCUGCAAUAGUGUCAACGAUGGGGUCUUUGACUCUGAUAGCCGCUCCUCCUUCAAGACUGGCGAAGGUGGUGCCGGGGGCAGUCGAGGGGAAGCUGAGAAAUCCUCCACAUCAGCACCUGGUGUCAAGGAUGAGGGAGACACCAAGCAAGCAAAGAAAGAGGACCCUGAUGACCGAAACAAGAUACCAGGAAUUACAGAAAGCUCUCGAAAUUAUGGUUACAAUCCUUCUCCUGUGAAACUAGAAGGCCUUCGCCGCCCACCAAGUAAGACGAGUCUGCACCAGAGCCGGCGACUCGCGGCCUCUGCUCAGCCCGGCGCCGAUGACGUCCUGACGCUAUCCAGCAGCACAGACAGUGAGGGGGAAAGUGGGACCAGCCGCAAGCCCACUGCUGGGCAGACUGCAGCCACGGCAGUGGACAGCGAUGACAUCCAGACCAUCUCCUCUGGCUCCGAAGGGGAUGACUUUGAGGACAAAAAGAACCUAUCUGGUCCAGCAAAGCGCCAGGUGGCAGUAAAAUCAACCCGAGGCUUUGCUCUUAAAUCGACCCAUGGGAUUGCCAUUAAGUCAACCAACAUGGCCUCCGUGGAAAAGGGGGACAGUGCACCAGUUCGUAAAAACACACGCCAGUUCUACGAUGGUGAGGAGUCUUGUUACAUCAUUGAUGCCAAGCUGGAAGGCAACCUGGGCCGCUACCUCAAUCACAGUUGCAGCCCCAACCUGUUUGUCCAGAAUGUCUUCGUGGACACUCAUGAUCUUCGCUUCCCCUGGGUGGCCUUCUUUGCCAGCAAGAGAAUCCGGGCUGGGACAGAACUUACUUGGGACUACAACUAUGAGGUGGGCAGCGUGGAAGGCAAGGAGCUCCUCUGCUGCUGCGGAGCCAUCGAGUGCAGAGGGCGGCUUCUCUAGAGACCCGCCUCCUUCCCUUCGGAACCCUUCUGGAACUGUCCUUUCCUCAGGAACUGGAUCUUCCUGACUGUUGAACUCUGACCCACCUGCCCAGCUCCUAGUGGAUAGGCCCGGCGGGGGGGGGGGAGGCUAGGGUUCUGGGUCAGGAGAUUCUUUCCAUCUUGGUGCUAGUAGGCAGGGUUCCUUCAUGCCCUGAGGCGCUGGGAGGUGGGAAAACAUGACCACUGUCACCUGGGCCUGACCCCCCUCAGCACUGUCAUUCACCCUUCCCUCCCACCACGUGUGUGCAAGUGUUGGUGCCUCCAGCCAGCGUCAUUCCCGAGCAGGAGCUGUGCAUCCAUGAUCCCCAGUUUGUACUGUUUCUUGAAAGACUUUUAACAAGAUGGUUAAAA
This is a messenger RNA of Ochotona curzoniae (black-lipped pika), 4971 nucleotides long. RefSeq names its product SET domain bifurcated histone lysine methyltransferase 1 (gene SETDB1). Gene Ontology annotation, cellular component: nucleus. The coding region runs from base 680 to 4579 and encodes 1299 amino acids. Gene Ontology annotation, molecular function: zinc ion binding; DNA binding; histone H3K9 methyltransferase activity. NCBI's taxonomy places the organism in Eukaryota, Metazoa, Chordata, Mammalia, Lagomorpha, Ochotonidae. The record is from RefSeq and is a predicted model, not a curated record. The transcript is spliced from 22 exons. Gene Ontology annotation, biological process: heterochromatin organization; negative regulation of gene expression.